AUGGCCCCCAAGAUCGCCAUCAUCUACUACUCCAUGUACGGCCAUGUUGCCCAGCUGGCUCAAGCAGAGAAGAAGGGCAUUGAAGAGGCCGGUGGCACUGCUGAUAUCUACCAAAUCGAGGAAACCCUCCCCCAGGAGGUCCUGAGCAAAAUGCACGCGCCAGGCAUGAACAAGGACGUCCCCGUCGCUACCCCCGAGAUCUUGCUCAAGUACGACGCUUUCCUCUUCGGCAUUGCCACCCGUUACGGCACAUACUCGGCCCAGUGGAAGACCUUCAUCGAUAGACUCGGUGGACACUGGCAGACCGGAGCGCUCUUUGGAAAAUACUUUGGCCUGUUCAUCAGCACCGCCACUCUCGGUGGUGGCCAAGAGACCACAGCCAUCACGGCUCUCUCGUCCUGGGUUCAUCAGGGCAUGAUCUACGUUCCCCUUGGUUAUGCCAAAGCCUUCCCCAUCAUGGCCGACCUCAGCGCAGCUCGUGGCGGUAGCCCAUGGGGUGCAGGGACAUUCGCUGCUGGUGAUGGCUCCAGACAGCCUUCGGCUCCCGAAUUGGAGCUUGCCACCAUCCAGGGCAAGUCCUUCUACGAGCACCUCAGCAAGGUCAGCUUUGCGUGA
Fonsecaea nubica is the source of this 615-nucleotide messenger RNA. RefSeq names its product NAD(P)H:quinone oxidoreductase, type IV. The record is from RefSeq and is a predicted model, not a curated record. Gene Ontology annotation, molecular function: FMN binding; NAD(P)H dehydrogenase (quinone) activity. The coding region runs from base 1 to 615 and encodes 204 amino acids. Lineage: Eukaryota; Fungi; Ascomycota; Eurotiomycetes; Chaetothyriales; Herpotrichiellaceae. The transcript has 3 exons.